AUGUCGAAACAGUUGUUACGUAGUGCGAAGAAUGUGAUGAAUGGAUAUUCGCAGGCGCAAGUGUUGGUGAGGAAUGCUACGUCAAAUGAUGAGUAUGGGCCGUCUUUGGAUCAAAUGGAGGAGCUUGCGGAGCGGACGUAUAGUGCGGUUGAGUUUUUUGAGAUUAUGGUGAUGUUGGAUAGACGGUUGAAUGACAAGCCCAAGAAUUGGAGACAUGUUGCGAAAUCCUUGACGGUGACAGACUAUUUGGUGCGGACGGGGGCUGAGGCGUGUGUGGAUUGGGCGCGGGAGAACAUGUUUAUUAUUAGGAAGUUGACGGAGUUUGUCCAUGUGGAUGAGUCUAGUGGUACGGACCAUGGGCAGCUUAUCAGGGUCAAGGCUAAGGAAUUGAUUGCAUUGUUGAGGGAUGAUGAGCGGUUGAAGGAGGAGCGGAAUUUGCGGCUUGGUCGUGGCAAGAAGAAUCCGCAGAAUGUUCCGGAGACAAAUCCGGAUGGUGUAGAUCCGGACUUGAAGCGAGCUUUGGAGGAAUCUCGUAUUACCGCAGAGGAGGAAGAACGUAGGAGGAAGCUAGCUGAGAAAACAGAGGACGCUGAGGAGCUUCAGGCUGCGUUACAGUUAAGUAAGGAAGAAGAGGAGUUGAGGAAAUUGAGGGAGUUGCAGCAACAGCGGGAGCAGCAGAUGGCGUUUUGGCAGCAGCAGCAGGUUCAGCAGGUUCAGUACCAACAGCAACCGAUGUAUUAUGAUAUAUUUGGUAAUCCGAUAACUCUUGAAGAGUACUUGCAGUACCAACAACAGCAGGAGCAAGCGCAGCAGCAGCAAUUGGCACAGCAGCAGCUACUAGCGCAGCAGCUUGCAGAACAACAAGCUUCUGCAGACUACUAUGCGCAGCAGCAAUUCCUAGCUCAACAACGGCAGAUGGCGGAACAACAGUACUUAGCACAAAAACAGUAUUUGAGCCAACAACAGCAGCCAUUGCAGUCGGGUGUGAACAAUCCGUUCUCUCUAAAUAACAUGCACAAACUGGAGUCUGAAAAUUAUGAAAAGACGGCUUCUACAUCAUUUGGAUCCCCCCCUGGUGGGACGGCUGGAAGAUCAAGCUCGUCUACUCCAUUACAACAGCAACCACCGCAAAAGCCCUUUCCACAAACUCAACCACCAUCUCAGUCUCAAUCUCAACCACAAUCUCAACCACAACAGCUGCAGGCCACUAGAACGGGUAACCAAUCUAUUUCGGACAAAUACGGUGAGCUAAAUGCUUUGUUAGCGACGGGAACAGGUAUUGAUACAUUUGGUAACACUGGACAAGCCCGUAUUUCAUCUCAGCACACAAAAACGGAAACAUUUAUAAAUUCUCAUGGUACUGGAUUUAAGCAAGUCAGUAAUGAACCCCCAAAGCACAACCCUUUCCUAACUACACAAUACACGGGGUUACCAAGCACAAACAUUGUACCUUCACAUACUGGUUAUGGUUUUGGUAAUGCAUCAAGUUUCCAACAAACUGCAAGUAAACCAAAUGACCAAGGUAUGAGUUUGAUUGAUUUGUAG
Molecule: messenger RNA, 1545 nt
Organism: Eremothecium cymbalariae DBVPG#7215
Lineage: Eukaryota; Fungi; Ascomycota; Saccharomycetes; Saccharomycetales; Saccharomycetaceae
Gene: ENT2
Product: epsin
Exons: 1
Coding region: 1-1545 (514 amino acids)
Biological process (GO): actin filament organization; endocytosis
Cellular component (GO): plasma membrane; endosome; clathrin vesicle coat
Molecular function (GO): clathrin binding; phospholipid binding
Source: RefSeq, a predicted model, not a curated record